Molecule: messenger RNA, 754 nt
Organism: Globicephala melas (long-finned pilot whale)
Lineage: Eukaryota; Metazoa; Chordata; Mammalia; Artiodactyla; Delphinidae
Source: RefSeq, a predicted model, not a curated record
AUGCUAAAUGACACACCCACCAGCGACAGGACAGUUCUGAGGGCAGCCUUAUUAAGAGGCCAAAAUAAGCGGCCGCAGAUCGCGAGGAGCAUGUGGACGCUUGGGCGCCGAGCGGCUGCCAGCCUCUUGCCCUGCUCGGCGCCCCCGGGCUCUGCCCAGGCCCACGCCGUAGCCCCGCGGCCAACGAAGGACCCCCGGCUCUACGGCUGCCGGGGCCUGUGCACCGGGACCACCGCGGCCAGCACACCCAGCCAGCCCAGUCCGAGCCUCUGCUGCCUCAACCAGAUCCUGAAUGUCAAAAAGCAGUGUGUCUGUUGGAUGGAUUUGAGGACAACAGGAACUUUGGGUGACGCUGGCCCUCUGGACGAUACCACCUAUGAAAGACUGGCCGAGGAGACGCUGGACUCCUUAGCAGAGCUCUUUGAAGACCUUGCAGACAAACCUUACACAUUUGAAGGCUAUGAGGUCUCCUUUGGGAGUGGUGUUUUAACAAUUAAACUGGGUGGAGAUCUAGGAACGUACGUGAUCAACAAGCAGACCCCAAACAAGCAAAUCUGGUUAUCUUCACCAUCCAGCAGCCCCAAGCGUUACGACUGGACUGGGAGAAACUGGGUGUACUCCCACGACGGUGUGUCCCUCCACGAGCUGCUGGCCACAGAGCUGACCCAAGCCUUAAAAACCAAACUGGACUUAUGUUCUCUGGCCUACUCUGGAAAAGGCCCUUGCUGCCCAGCCGAAUGCUAAAGACAUUGAA